This is a messenger RNA of Penicillium waksmanii, 1614 nucleotides long. RefSeq names its product MFS transporter. The record is from RefSeq and is a predicted model, not a curated record. Gene Ontology annotation, molecular function: spermine transmembrane transporter activity. Gene Ontology annotation, biological process: transmembrane transport; spermine transport. NCBI's taxonomy places the organism in Eukaryota, Fungi, Ascomycota, Eurotiomycetes, Eurotiales, Aspergillaceae. Gene Ontology annotation, cellular component: fungal-type vacuole membrane. The transcript is spliced from 2 exons. Bases 1 to 1614 code for a protein of 537 amino acids.
AUGGACAAUUCAAUACCUUCCCAAUCCACCGACAGCCACUUGAGUCGGGAUGAGACCCUCGAAAGCCUGCGCAGUGUGGGGAUCACAGAGAACGCCCCUGCUCCCGACUACAGCUACCCAGAAACGAGACGAAAGAAGCACCCAGUAUUUCCAGAAGAAUAUGUUGUCGAAACAAAAACCGGCCUUGUUCCGCAAAAGACUUUGGAACAGGUCCGAUCCGGUCCAUCAUCAGCGACAGCUCGAGCGCCGGAGGACAAUGAGAACGCCGAUUUAGAAAAAGGGCCCAAAGAUACACCCGAGUUCAUCACCUUCACGAUUAAUGACCCGGAACACCCUUACAAUUGGUCCCGCGCUUAUCGAUGGUACAUCACACUGGUCGCAUCCGGACUAGUGGUGUGUGUUGCAUACGGCUCGUCAUUUGUUACGGGUGGCUUAGGCUUGAUCCAAGAGAAAUAUAACGUAUCCCUUGAAGUCGCUAUUCUGACAUGCUCAAUCAUGGUCUGUGGAUUCGCAGUUGGGCCGUUACUCUGGUCACCACUGUCAGAGAUCAUCGGACGAAGACCAGUGUACAUCAUCUCGCUAAGUCUUUACACGAUCUUCAAUAUUCCAUGUGCCUUGUCACCCAACAUCGGUGGACUCCUAGUCUGUCGUUUCCUGUGUGGUGUAUUUUCCAGUUCCGGCCUUUCCCUUGCCGGUGGGACUAUCGCCGACAUUUGGAGCAUCGAGGAACGGGGUAUGGCCAUUGCCUAUUUCGCAGCUGCUCCCUACUGUGGCCCCGUCAUCGGACCGAUCGUCACAGGCUGGAUCAAUGUUGGUACACAUCGACUUGAUUUAUUCUUCUGGACAAAUAUGGCCUUUGCCGGUGUGACUUUGAUCCUAGUGGGGUUUGUUCCAGAGACAUACGCACCCAUUAUUCUCAAAAAGCGUGCUGCCAAAAUGCGGAAAGAAACUGGCAACCAAAAUAUUAUGACUGAACAAGAACAAAAAAAACUUUCGCUUGGUGAUAUUGCUCGAACAAAUCUGAUUCGCCCUAUUACGAUGAUAAUGACGGAGCCUGUUUUGGAUUUGAUGUGCAUGUAUAUCAUGCUCAUCUACUCGAUGCUAUAUGCCUUCUUCUUUGCAUACCCCGUUAUCUUCGGAAAACUCUAUGGUUAUAACGACGGACAGAUUGGUCUGAUGUUUAUCCCCAUUCUGAUUGGUGCCGCUAUAUCUCUGCUGAUUACCCCCACCAUCGAGAAGCAAUUCAAAAGACCCCCCUUCAUCCCGAUCGCAUUCUUCUUGCUGGGAGCAACCUCUUACAAACAUAUAAUCUGGGUUGGACCGGCUUCAUCUGGUAUUGCCUUCGGGUUCGGUAUGGUUCUGUGCUACUAUUCCGUGAACAACUAUCUCAUCGAUGCAUAUCAGAAAUAUCCUGCCUCGGCUUUAGCAGCGAAGGUGUUUCUCAGAUCUGGUGGUGGUGCCGCUUUCCCUUUGUUUAUCACACAGAUGUAUGACCGCCUCGGAUUGCAAUGGGCAUCAUGGUUGCUAGCGUUCAUUGGGCUAGCAAUGGUUUGCAUUCCUUUUAUGUUCUACUUCUUCGGCAUCAAGCUUCGUGCAAAUCUUGGACGCAAUUGA